Messenger RNA from Fusarium verticillioides 7600, 1395 nucleotides. RefSeq lists its product as hypothetical. Gene Ontology annotation, cellular component: chromatin. The transcript has 2 exons. Gene Ontology annotation, biological process: DNA-templated transcription; regulation of transcription by RNA polymerase II. The record is from RefSeq and is a predicted model, not a curated record. Gene Ontology annotation, molecular function: DNA-binding transcription factor activity, RNA polymerase II-specific; zinc ion binding; RNA polymerase II cis-regulatory region sequence-specific DNA binding. Bases 1 to 1395 code for a protein of 464 amino acids. Lineage: Eukaryota; Fungi; Ascomycota; Sordariomycetes; Hypocreales; Nectriaceae.
AUGCCGGUCACCUCAUCUGAUCCUAUCCUACUUGUGCAAGCUCAACCGGGUUCCGAAUUGGAUGGAAAUUCAAGUAUGAUGUCACAAUUUGUCUCCUAUCUACCUCGAGAUGAAUGGUCUGUCUCCCAUGAUAGCCCAUCGCUGUUGCUAGUGACACCAAAGCCGACCUUUCCCCGUAUACGUCUCCGCUUUCUUGCCCGACUUACUUCGUCCCAUGGUCUGGCCAAUUCAUUUAACUGCGAUGAUAUCUUUGCCAGGAGAAAGACUCACUCGGGUCUUCUACAAUAUGGUAGUCAGCCCUACCUCGAAUCGGUAGCCAUUCCAGGGAACCCAGUCGCAUCGCCUUGGGCCAUUCUAGGCCAACGGACGCAGCCCCAGCAAGGGCCGACAGGACAACACUCCUUGGCAAACACAUGUGAACAGAUUGUCACAGGUAUCUUUCAUGCAAUGUCUCAAGCAUCUGAAUUGAACUGGCCCAACUCCCGAAAAUCAUCUUGCUCAAGAUUCUUUUCUCCAAGAAAUAUUGACUUAUUCUUGACUUUAUUCUUUCAAAUCUGGCAUCCAAACUGGCCAGUCUUCCACCGACCGACAUUUGACCCCACUGCAAAGCCUCCCAAGUUAAUAGCGGCCCUUUCACUGAUCGGUGCUUCUUUGAGCCCCGACAGAAAACACCAUGAUCAAGCAAUUAUAUGGCUAGAAACAGUCGAGAAGUGGAUCUUCCAGGACCCGGAUUUCAGCGAAGACAGUAUAGCUCAAACGGACGAUGGCGGCCAGGAUUCUCAAGUUCGCCAGCGCCUCGACAUAUUGCAGGCUGCUUACGGUAUCCUUCUACUCAUGAACUGGGAGGGUGACACAAAAAUGAGACUCAGAGCACGGAGAACACGGUUUACAGACAUCGUCUUCGUUUCCCGCACUCUGUAUCCUUUCGCGAUACCUGGGACGAGUGAGGAAGCGUGCUUUGCUCCACGCAGCCUCCAUGACCACUGGAUAUCAUUCGGAUUACGAGAGGAGUUAAUCCGUACCCUCUUAUAUACCUUCCUUCUUGACUCUGCAUUUGUAAUCUUCUACGAUAUGAGUCCCCGAAUGGUAAUUAAUGAGCUACAAUUUGGCCUCGCAGCUGCAGAUGAGUACUUUAAUGCUCCAGAUGCCGAGACAUGGUUCAUGUGCACUCAAGCUGCGGCACAGAGGUCACUGGCGUGCAGCCAAAUCACGCUGUCUCAGUCCAUUACCAUGAUUAUGAGUGAGGACUUUGGAACUAGUCGAUGGGAUGUCUUUGAGACAAUAAGCCCAUUGAAUUUGUUUGCUAUUGCUAGUGAAUGGACCGGACCCAAGGUCAAGAUCCUUGGCUAUCACACGAGGGCUAAAAAAUUGGUUUCGGGUCUGGUCCAGUCAUAA